AUGCCCAACUAUGCUAUGUCUUGCUUCAAGCUCCCAGCAUCUCUUUGUAAGCAAAUUCAAUCACUCCUCACUCGGUUCUGGUGGGAUGCCAACCCAACGAAGAGAAAGAUGUGCUGGGUUGCUUGGUCGACGCUUACGAAACUGAAAUAUGCUGGUGGACUGGGAUUCCGUGAUAUAGCCAACUUUAAUGAUGCGCUCUUGGCUAAGAUCGGCUGGAGACUGAUAAGAGAGCCUAACUCCCUAGUGGCACAGGUGCUACUAGGAAAGUAUGCAAAAAACUCAACAUUCCUAGACUGCGAAGCCCCUUCAGUGGCGUCCCACGGUUGGCGUAGCAUCCUCAUCGGACGGGACCUGAUCAAGAAAGGGAUAAGCUGGGUCGUAUGGAAUGGAGAGAGCAUACGGUAUGAGGGCUUUAUCCAGAAGAUUAUCACUAGCUCUGCUCCAGUAGCAUACGCCCUCGUAUGGCUCCCGGACAUUACAGGCGAAUACACAACAAAAACAGGUUAUGGUUUGGCUUGCUAUAGCGAAACUGGCCCGACCUUAUUACCUACAGGCUUUGAAUGGCUGAAACAUAUCUGGAACAUCCCCACCUCCCCAAAGCUCAAAGACUUUCUAUGGAAAGUAGUGAAGAAAGCAAUUCCAGUUAGCUCGAACCUAGCUAGCCGUGGAAUUCAACCAUUUGUAUGUAAAAGAUGUGGAGGGAUUGAAGAUGAUCUUCAUGUCUUCGUGACAUGCCCCUUUGCCGCCGAGGUGUGGCAGCUCUCUCCACUAACCUGGAUACCGGAAGCUGCUCUCCCAUCAAUGGCUCACCUUCUAACCCUCAAUACGAGGAUGAUCACUCUGCCCCCUGUGGGAAUUUAUGUGCCGCUAUGGCCCUGGUUACUUUGGAAUCUCUGGAAAUUUCGUAACAAACUUUAUUUUGAUGACAGAUCUUUCACAGCUCAAGAAGUGGUGAACAAAGCUAUCACAGAUGCAAGGGAGUGGCAAGCGGCUCAGAUUGUCGAGCAACGAUCGAGCCUCACCACAUCACAGGUCGCUACCUCGAGAUCACCUUUGAUCACCCCCCCCCCCCCAUCAGGCCCUCUCUGUUACGUCGACGCUGCCUGGAGCUCCGACACAGGUACCUGCGGGAUUGGUGGUAUCUUCAAGAACACAUCCCCUACCCUGCCGGAAAUCAAGUUCUCUCAACACUCUAUCUCAUCCGCGUUAAUGGCCGAAGCCAUCGCUAUCCGUGCUGCAGUCAUGAAAGCUGCAUCGUCAAACCUUCGAUCUCUCACGGUUCUCUCUGACUCGAAAGUCCUCAUCACCAUGCUGAAGACCAAGACCUCAAGACCAGCUCUGUUUGGGAUAUUGUUUGAUAUUUUCUAUUUUAGCUCUGUUCUUGACUCUGUUUCUUUUCUGUUUAUUCCUCGGCUGCAAAACCUUGAGGCAGACGGAGUGGCCAAGUCGGCUCUUGCCAUGAUUGUUGUUAAUCCCUCUGCUGAAGGGUAG
This is a messenger RNA of Raphanus sativus (radish), 1491 nucleotides long. RefSeq lists its product as uncharacterized. The record is from RefSeq and is a predicted model, not a curated record. Gene Ontology annotation, molecular function: RNA-DNA hybrid ribonuclease activity; nucleic acid binding. The transcript is spliced from 2 exons. Bases 1 to 1491 code for a protein of 496 amino acids. NCBI's taxonomy places the organism in Eukaryota, Viridiplantae, Streptophyta, Magnoliopsida, Brassicales, Brassicaceae.